AAUUCUCACGGGGAGCCGCCAGCUCAGCGGGGACACGGGGACAUCCCUGAGGGGCUGGGGGUGAUUUUUAGGGUGCAGCAGCUCCGAGCGGCAGCGCAGCGCCUCGAAGGGACGGAGGAGGGGUGGGGUGCAGCCCCGCAGCCCCCUCGGGGUGGGAGUGCGGGCAGCGGGACCCCGAGGGGACGCGCGGGGACCCCCGGGCGGGGCCGGGCGGAACCGCCGGGUCCUGGCGGCUUCAGCCAGCGCGCCGCCAUGUUUGCUCACUAACCAAUCAGAAGCCGUGCUGAGCCGUUAGCCCCGCCCCUCGGCGGACAUUGCCCAAUAGCGUGCUCUAAUGGGCGGCGCGCUGAGGCAGGCCUUUCGCCGUGGCAGCAGGAUGGCCAAUCAGAAGCGGGAUUUCCGCGUUAGCCCCGCCUCUCAAUGAGCAUUGACCAAUGGCGUGCGGCGGUGGGCGGGGCCAGGCGGGCGCGCGGAGGGCAGCGGGAGGGCGGUGAUGGCGCUGCGCGGGGCCGUGAGGGCGGCGCGGGGCAGGUGGACGCGUCCCCUGAGCUCCGCGGGGGGAGGUGACACCAUCUUCGCCUUGUCCUCGGCCCCCGGGCGCUGUGGGGUGGCCGUGAUCCGUGCCAGCGGCCCCGGCAGCCGGGGAGCCCUCCAGAGCCUCACCGGCACCCCCAAAGUGCCCCCACCCCGAGUCCUGGCCCUGCGGCGCAUCCGCGACCCCGACACCGCCGAGACCCUCGACCGCGGCCUCGUGGUGUGGUUCCCAGGGCCCCGCAGCUUCACCGGGGAGGACUGCGCCGAGCUGCACGUGCACGGGGGGCCCGCCGUGGUCAGCGGGGUGCUGCGGGCACUGGGCCGCUUGCCGGGGCUGCGGCCGGCCGAGCCGGGCGAGUUCACGCGCCGGGCGUUCCACCACGGCAAGCUGGACCUGACGGCGGCCGAGGGCCUGCGGGACCUGAUCGGGGCCGAGACGGAGGCGCAGCGGCGCCAGGCCCUCAGACAGAUGGAGGGGGACCUAGGGCAGCUCUACCAGCGCUGGAGCCACACCCUCACCCAGGCGCUUGCGCACCUCGAGGCCUUCAUCGACUUCAGCGAGGAUGACAACGUGGAGGAGGAGGUUUUGUGCCAAGUGGAUGUCACCGUGCGGGCGCUGGAGCGGGAGAUCCGAGGCCACCUGAGGGACGGGCGCCGGGGGGAGCUGCUGAGGGGAGGGGUCCGAGCGGUCAUCGCCGGACCCCCCAACGUGGGCAAGAGCAGCCUCCUCAACCUCCUCUGUCGGCGCCCGGCCGCCAUCGUGUCCCCCGCGGCGGGCACCACGCGGGACGUGCUGGACGUGGCGCUGGACAUCGGCGGGUACCCGCUGGUGCUCAGCGACACCGCGGGGCUGCGCCCGGCCACCGACCCCGUGGAGCGCGAGGGGGUGACCCGAGCACGGCACCGGCUGUGCCAGGCUGACCUGGUGCUGGCCGUGCUGGAUGCCACCUCGGUGUCACCCACGCCGCUGGCUCUGGGCGCUGCGCUGGCCGCCCUGGAGCCGCCCCCGGACACCCCCUGCGUGCUGGUGCUCAACAAGGCCGACCUGCUGGGGGAGCUCCGGGGGUCCCUGAGUGCCACCUGUGCCCGGACACCCCCUGAGCCCCCUGCCACCCUCCUGUCCUGCAAGACGGGCGAGGGGCUGGAGUCACUCCUGGAGCUGCUGGCGCAGCAGCUGGCACAGCUGUGCGGGGAUCCCCUUUUGGGGUCUCCCAGCCUGACGCAGAGCCGGCACAGCCGCCACCUCGGUGCCUGCGCGGCGGCGCUGGCGCGGUUCGGCGGCGGGGACAGCGGGGACCUGGCGGUGGCAGCGGAGCAGCUGCGCUUGGCACGGCGAGAGCUGGGCAGGAUCACCGGGCACGUGGGCGCCGAGGAUGUCCUGGAUAUUAUUUUUAGGGAUUUUUGUGUUGGGAAGUGAUGGGGGGAUGGGGGGAGGGGGUGGGUUCGCUGUGGGGUCCCCCCUCCGGUGUUGUUGUGGUGUCACCGGGAUUAAACCGUGGUGCCUUUGG
Molecule: messenger RNA, 2042 nt
Organism: Corvus hawaiiensis (hawaiian crow)
Lineage: Eukaryota; Metazoa; Chordata; Aves; Passeriformes; Corvidae
Gene: GTPBP3
Product: GTP binding protein 3, mitochondrial
Exons: 9
Coding region: 494-1951 (485 amino acids)
Biological process (GO): tRNA wobble uridine modification; tRNA methylation
Cellular component (GO): cytoplasm; mitochondrion
Molecular function (GO): GTP binding; GTPase activity; protein binding
Source: RefSeq, a predicted model, not a curated record